Molecule: messenger RNA, 1596 nt
Organism: Canariomyces notabilis
Lineage: Eukaryota; Fungi; Ascomycota; Sordariomycetes; Sordariales; Chaetomiaceae
Product: general substrate transporter
Exons: 3
Coding region: 1-1596 (531 amino acids)
Biological process (GO): transmembrane transport; carbohydrate transport
Cellular component (GO): membrane
Molecular function (GO): carbohydrate:proton symporter activity
Source: RefSeq, a predicted model, not a curated record
AUGCCAGGUGGAGCAGCGCCGCCCGUGGCCUCGGCCGACGUUUUGCGCGUCGAGGCCCCGGUAACUUUCAAGACAUACAUGAUGUGUGUCUUUGCUGCCUUUGGCGGCAUCUUUUUCGGCUACGAUUCCGGUUACAUCUCGGGUGUCAUGGGCAUGCAGUACUUCAUCGAGGUUAUGGAGGGUCCCGGGGUCACAGUGCUGCCGGCCUGGAAGAAGUCCCUGAUCACGUCGAUCCUGUCGGCCGGUACCUUCUUCGGUGCCCUGAUCGCUGGUGACCUUGCCGACUGGAUCGGCCGGCGUUUCACCGUCAUUCUGGGAUGCGCCGUCUUCAUCGUCGGUGUGAUACUGCAGGUUGCUACUGGAGGACUGGGCUUGAUUGUGGCCGGCAGACUUGUGUCUGGCUUUGGUGUCGGUUUCGUCUCGGCCAUCAUCGUCCUCUACAUGUCCGAGAUCGCCCCUCGCAAGGUCCGCGGCGCCAUUGUGUCGGGAUAUCAGUUUUGCGUCACUGUCGGUCUUCUCUUGGCCUCGGCGGUAGACUACGGAACCCAGAACCGGACCGAUAGCGGCUCGUACCGGAUCCCGAUCGGACUGCAAAUGGCUUGGGCGCUCAUCCUUGCUGUCGGCCUCUUUCUGCUUCCUGAAUCACCUCGAUACUACGUCAAGAAGGGCGAACUGGACAAGGCUGCUGGCACACUCGCUCGGCUCAGGGAUCAGCCAGUCGAAUCCAGCUAUAUCCAGGACGAGCUGGCCGAAAUUGUCGCAAACAACGAAUACGAGAUGAGCGUCACUCCUCAGGGCAACUAUUUCCAAGCCUGGGCGAAUUGCUUCAGGGGCUCGCUCUGGGACAGCAGCAGCUAUCUGCGCAGGACUGUUUUGGGCACGUCGAUGCAAAUGAUGCAGCAGUGGACCGGCAUCAACUUUGUCUUCUACUUCGGCACCACCUUUUUCCAACAGCUCGGGACCAUCCAGAACCCCUUCCUCAUCUCGCUCGUCACGUCCCUUGUUAACGUUUGCUCGACGCCUGUCUCCUUCUACACCAUGGAGCGCUACGGCCGGCGAGCCCUGCUCAUCUGGGGUGCCUUUGGCAUGGUGAUCUGCGAGUUCAUCGUGGCCAUUGUCGGCACCUGUCGCCCCGAUGACGACAUGGCUGUCAAGGCCAUGAUCGCCUUCAUCUGUAUCUACAUUUUCUUCUUUGCCACCACUUGGGGUCCCGGUGCGUGGGUCGUCAUCGGCGAGAUCUACCCCCUGCCCAUGCGCGCCAAGGGUGUGGCUUUGUCGACCGCGUCCAACUGGUUAUGGAACUGCAUCAUCGCCAUCAUCACGCCUUACAUGGUCGACUCGGAUAAGGGCAAUCUCGGCGCCAAGGUGUUCUACAUUUGGGGUGCCCUCUGCAUCGGCUGCUUCGUCUAUGCUUACCUGCUCGUGCCCGAGACUAAGGGUCUGACGCUCGAGCAAGUCGACCAGAUGCUGGCCGAGACCACACCGCGCACGAGCGCUAAGUGGGUGCCCCAUAGCACCUUUGCGGGCGGGGAGAUGAAGGACAAGGUUGCUGUUGGGCACGUUGAGCAGAAGAGCGACAGUGAUGAUAUAGUAUAG